CCACUGCGCUACACAGUGCUCAUGGGACACGGCAUGUGCGCGGGGCUAGUGGCUGCCGCCUGCACCUGUGGCUUCACUGUCUCCCUGGUCACCACCUCCCUUGUAUUUCACCUGCCCUUCCACUCCUCCAACCAGCUCCAUCACUUUUUCUGUGACAUCUCUCCUGUCCUCCAGCUGGCCUCUCACCACUCCCGCCUCAGUCAGUUGGUCAUAUUCAUACUCGGUGUAUUUGCCCUGGUUAUUCCACUGUUACUUAUCCUGGUCUCCUACAUUCGCAUCCUCUCUGCCAUUCUAAAAAUCUCGUCCUCUGUUGGAAGAUAUAAGGCCUUCUCCACCUGUGCCUCUCAUCUCAUUGUGGUAACUGUUCACUAUGGUUGUGCCUCUUUCAUCUACUUAAGGCCCAAGUCCAAUUACUCUUCAAGCCAAGACACCCUAAUAUCUGUGUCCUAUACCAUCCUUACUCCAUUGUUCAAUCCAAUGGUUUACAGUCUGCGAAAUAAGGAAUUCAAAUCAGCUCUUCGAAGAACAAUGGGUCAGACUUUAUAUACUGUUAAUUAA
This is a messenger RNA of Galeopterus variegatus (Sunda flying lemur), 558 nucleotides long. RefSeq names its product olfactory receptor 10K1-like. Gene Ontology annotation, molecular function: G protein-coupled receptor activity; olfactory receptor activity. The transcript has a single exon. Gene Ontology annotation, cellular component: membrane. The record is from RefSeq and is a predicted model, not a curated record. NCBI's taxonomy places the organism in Eukaryota, Metazoa, Chordata, Mammalia, Dermoptera, Cynocephalidae. The annotation marks the transcript as partial. Gene Ontology annotation, biological process: G protein-coupled receptor signaling pathway.